AUGAAAGAUUCAAAAACUCACUGGGCUGAUUUGUUUUCAAAAUGGGGCAGGAAACUGCCCGGUCUGUCUGAGGAAGAAACUGAAAAAUUCCAGUCCGCUGUCAAAGCUGGGAAGCUCUCAGAAGCCAUUUCUGUGGUGAAGAAGUCUGAUGAAUUGCUAAGAAAUACCAAACUCAACAUCGCCAUCACAGGUAACGCUGGCUCUGGGAAGUCGUCUUUCAUCAAUGCCAUAAGAAGCUUGAAUGAUGAUGACAGUGGUGCAGCUAAGAUUGGGCUGACAGAAACAACAAAGGAUCCAACUGCUUACCCCCAUCCCAUUCACCCAAAUGUGAUUGUGUGGGACCUUCCUGGGAUCGGAACAACGAAUUAUCCAACAGAAACAUAUGCAGAAGAUGUGAGCCUUGACCGCUAUGAUUUUUUCAUCAUCAUCGCAGCCGGGCGCUUCCUAGAAACUGAUAGCCACCUUGCCAAAGAAAUCAACAAGAUGGGAAAGAAGUUUUAUUUUGUCCGCACCAAGGUAGAUGUGGACUUGGCUAAUGAAAAAAAAAGUCAUGAUUUUAAAGAGGAGAAAACUCUACAUGUAAUCAGAAGUGACUGCAUGGAGCAGCUACAAAAAGCAGGCAUCAUUUCCCCACAAGUUUUCCUGGUGUCGAGAUGGGACUUUGACAAGUACGAUUCUCCCCUACUGCAGGAGGUUUUGGCAAAUGAUCUUGACACUCACAGAAGACACGUUCUCAUCUGUGCCCUGCCCAGAACCUCUGAAGAAAUCUUGAAAGAGAAACAGAAGGCCCUGCAGGAACAGAUCUGGAAACAAGCCCUGAAGUCAUGCGCUCUCGCUGCUGUUCCUCUCCCAUAUCUCUCGGUUAAGUGCGAUGUUGACAUCUUGGUGGAGAACAUGAGAGAGUAUUGCAAGUGCUUUGGCCUGGUGGAUGAUUCCAUCGAAUCACUUGCUAGGCAGGUUGGGAAGUCUGUUGCUGAGCUGAAGUCUGAGAUAAAGUGCCCUCUGGCCAAAGAUAUAACAAGAGAAGAGGCUUUGAAGCGUCUCAGAGAGGCUACAGGGGAAGGUAUGAUGACAGUUAAAUAUUUUAUCAGUGUGGUACCACUGAUUGGCACUGGGAUAGCAGCAAAGAGAUCGUACAGUGUCACCUUUGAAGUGCUACAUACAUUUUUGGAUGAAGUUGCAGAAGAUGCUCAACGAGUCCUGAAAAAGGCUUUGGAGGGAGCAGAGAAUAACUAA
Messenger RNA from Chrysemys picta bellii (western painted turtle), 1236 nucleotides. The record is from RefSeq and is a predicted model, not a curated record. Lineage: Eukaryota; Metazoa; Chordata; Testudines; Emydidae.